AUGGCCGCACACUUGCCACCUUGGGUGGUCUUGCUGGCCUUGCUGCUUAUUAUAUUUCCUCAGAUCGCAACGCCCUUCAUCAACCUCCUGGUUAACGCAUCGGUAAUCCACAGCAUCGCCAGUGUAACCAUCGCGAUCGUCCGGGUAUUCCACCGUGCUCCAGCAAUCUUGCUUGCAGCCACCAUCGAUCUCGUUAUCGCCAUUUAUUCCGGCAAUUACCAAAGCAUGUCCUUCAGUCUGGGUUGCUAUAUUGGAUGGCUUCUUGAUGCAGCCUGGGCCUUGGUGUCGGGGUUGAAAAGAGCAUAUUGGCUUCUGUUCAGCAUUAUCCUAUGGACCUUUGACGUUUCGUCGGACAUUAUCGGAGAAGUGCUGGCGCUUUGCAUCAGCUUUAUCCUGCUAAUCGUGGUUUGCAAUCUGGUCAAGGCAAUUUGCGUUGAUCUUCUCGCCUUGGUCCUGGAAGCCGUCGGUCGCGGGGGAUGCCGCCAGGUCAUGAACAGGAUCCUCGAUUCCAUCGACGAAGCGAUCAAUGCCUUGCCAGGCAUAUCUGUUUCUUCUGGUUCGGAGGGACGGCGGCGACUCCUGGAGUGCGGAAUCCGACUCGCUAAUUGGGUCUUCGGUUUGCUGAUGGACGCGGUUGAAGGACAUCCAGCGAACCACGUGAUAAUCAGACUCGAGCACUUGGUCAUGGCAGUAAUGGCACUGGGAGGAGCUCUGCUCGAACAAGGAGAAGCCCUACUGGAACAAGGGGGAGCUCUGCUGGACUGGCUCGACGACAUCCCGCCUGAGAGGAACGAAGUUGACGGACGUGCAGCGAACUGCUGGAGAACCAUGUUCGAGGACAUGGUCGCGGAGGGAUUGGCGCAAGUCUUUUCUCUGCUGGACUGGCUCGACGGAUUGCCGGCUGAGAGAUGA
Canariomyces notabilis is the source of this 912-nucleotide messenger RNA. RefSeq lists its product as uncharacterized. The transcript has 2 exons. Bases 1 to 912 code for a protein of 303 amino acids. The record is from RefSeq and is a predicted model, not a curated record. NCBI's taxonomy places the organism in Eukaryota, Fungi, Ascomycota, Sordariomycetes, Sordariales, Chaetomiaceae.